Molecule: messenger RNA, 1233 nt
Organism: Guyanagaster necrorhizus
Lineage: Eukaryota; Fungi; Basidiomycota; Agaricomycetes; Agaricales; Physalacriaceae
Exons: 4
Coding region: 176-994 (272 amino acids)
Molecular function (GO): nucleic acid binding
Source: RefSeq, a predicted model, not a curated record
AACUGCCGCGACUGGGACUGCUGGUUUUGCAACAAGUCCAGUAUGUUUCCAGUUUGCCUCCGUACCACCAUUUGUCGGUCAUUCUCCACCCUCACCACCCUCGAAUCUGCACCUCUCUACCGCAUCGUGCGCGUAAGCAAUAUUCCAGAAGGCCAUAAUACCCUCCAAGGACCAUAUGCUUUUUCGAUUUUUCGACGAAGGCAUGGCCAGCCGGUGUAUAUCGCGCAGUAAUAGCCUCUAUCAGUUAUCCCUUGAUUUACCUUCGCCAGCGGUGACAACCCGUGAUGUCGCUUUACUUGGGGUGUACAAUCUGUCUCGCACCCUCCUUCUGAAAAACUUGCCAUCAGACUUGGACGAGACGAAAUUGAAAGAAAUUCUCUCGCGACAAGAUGGACUGGAAACUUGGAGGUUUUUCCCGUCAGAAAAUGAAGCUGUGGCUCGUUUUUUGGAUGUACACAGCGCGUUCGAGACACGCACGGAAUGCCAAAAAGCAGGGAUGUCCGCUUCAUUUCCAAAUACAAGCGGCAGUUAUAUGUUUCCUGAAUGGUUUCCUGAAGGAGAGGACGGCCUGGCGUUUGUGGAGACCCGCUUGGAGGUCUCCGAUAUUCAAGACUUCGACGCUCUGCUUGUUGCGCGGAGUUGGAUCUCCAAGUAUGAGGAAUCCAGUCCUGCUUGUUUGAUUUUUACUAGUUUCCACAAGUACCGAAAAGUGCUCACGAUGCAGUUUGUGACGACGGAAAUCGCACGCAAUUUUUUCGAAGCUUUCAGCACUGACGCGCAAGGUCAAGGUAUGCGGCUGUCAUUGGUGAAGAAUCGGGAUCCGCUCUCUCGUGGUAUGAUCACCGCUGUCGGCCUGGGUGCGCAACGAACAGUGCGCCUGAAGCUUUCAGGUCAAGGACCCCGCUUGAGGAGAAAGGAAGAGUACUUCUACUUCUUCUGUCAGUUUGGUGCCGUCUCCGGAUCGUUCAGGUGCGUGUUUCGUCUCUCUGUUUAGUUGUUCCCUACUCAAAUAGCGAUCAGGGAUGAGCAAUACCAUGAAUGUAGCGAACCGCUGUACAUCCCAUUCGACAGCUUACAGAGCGCCCUCCGCUGUGUGCUGAGUAUGUCACAGUUCAAGGCGGACAUGCUCAACCAUUUCCCCGAGCUGCAGGGCGCCACUAUCUCCUUUGCGGGUACUAUCUCCUUGACACCGACCCAGGUGCCGCAGUAGAAUUUUACCCGGAUCACACAAUU